Vitis riparia (riverbank grape) is the source of this 2566-nucleotide messenger RNA. Its product is annotated as zinc finger BED domain-containing protein DAYSLEEPER. Bases 282 to 2300 code for a protein of 672 amino acids. The record is from RefSeq and is a predicted model, not a curated record. Gene Ontology annotation, molecular function: protein dimerization activity; DNA binding. The transcript has 2 exons. NCBI's taxonomy places the organism in Eukaryota, Viridiplantae, Streptophyta, Magnoliopsida, Vitales, Vitaceae.
CCGCAAACCUUAUCCCCAAAACCAAAAAAAAAAAAGUCCUCCCAAGAGCCUCAGGUCCAAUACUUUAUCGGGUUCAAGCCCAUUCGAUAUUCACCCCCUUUCUCUCUUCUUCGUUUCUCUAAACCCAAACCCUAAUUCCAGCCCUAGAUCUUUACCCAUUUUCAGAUUCUUUCCUUUCGCGCACUCCAGAUCCGUCUCGUCUGGGCCUCGUCGGAGCUUCUGGUACGAGUAAGAGCCCUAAUUUUGCUUUUUUUCAGCCAGACUUUAAUUCUCUACCCAAGAUGGAAACCCCUAGUGAAAACAAUGAGCUGGCGCUUGCAGAGGUCAAUUCAGAAACACAGCCGAACAAGCGGAGGAAAAAGAAGUCUAUAGUCUGGGAACAUUUCACAAUUGAAACUGUGGGUGCUGGAUGUAGAAGAGCAUGCUGCAAGCAAUGUAAGCAGUCAUUUGCAUACAGUACAGGUUCAAAAGUAGCAGGUACCAGCCACCUCAAACGGCAUAUUGCCAAGGGAACCUGCACUUUAAUCUUGCGAAACCAGGAGAAAAAUCAAUUAAGUCCAUAUAGUGCACCUUCAAAGAUGGGUGGGGCUGGGAGUGCUUCUGAACCACCGAAGCGACGCUACAGAACCUCCAGCCUGGCCAGUGUUCCCUUUGAUCAGGAUCGUUGCCGUCAUGAGAUAGCUAGGAUGAUAAUAAUGCAUGACUAUCCACUUCACAUGGUUGAACAUCCUGGCUUUGUAGCUUUUGUUCAGAAUCUUCAGCCCCGGUUCGAUAUGGUUAGCUUCAACACUGUCCAAGGGGAUUGUGUGGCCACUUACCUAAGGGAAAAGCAAAGCCUUCUGAAGUUUAUUGAGGGAAUCCCAGGAAGGAUCUGCCUGACACUAGACUUGUGGACUUCAAGGCAAUCGGUAGGUUAUGUGUUUUUGACGGGACACUUUAUUGAUAUGGACUGGAAGCUGCAUAGGCGGAUUCUCAAUGUUGUGAUGGAGCCAUUUACUGAUUCAGAAACAGCCUUCAGUCAUGCUGUAGCAGUUUGCCUUUCUGAUUGGAGUUUGGAGAAUAAGUUAUUUUCUAUCACUUUAAAUCAGCCCGUGAAUGAAAUUGGGAUUGAGUAUCUCAGAGCUCAACUCUCCAUCAAGAACCCACUUCUGCUCAACGGUCAAUUUUUGGUUGGGAACUGCAUUGCUCGUACUUUAAGCAGCAUGGCACUAGAUGUAUUAGGAGCAGGGCGAGAAACUAUCAAGAAAAUACGUGAUAGUGUAAAGUAUGUGAAGACAUCAGAAUCGCACGAAGAAAAAUUUCUCGAGCUCAAGCAACAACUUCAAGUUCCAAGCACAAAGAGCCUAUUUCUUGAUGAUCAAAAUCAGUGGAACACAACAUAUGAAAUGCUGGUAGCGGCAUCUGAGUUAAAGGAAGUGUUUUCUUGCUUGGAUACUUCUGAUCCUGAUUACAAGGAAGCCCCAUCGAUGGAUGAUUGGAAGCAGGUUGAGACCCUCUGCACAUACUUGAAACUUUUCUUUGAUGCAGCUAACUUGCUAACCUCCACCACAACUAUUCCAACCACAAACACAUUCUACCAUGAGACGUGGAAGAUUCAGACUGAGCUGGCACGGGCAGCCACAUGCGAGGAUCCUUUCAUCAGCAAUCUUGCGAAACCAAUGCAAGAAAAAGUUGAUAAAUACUGGAAAGACUGUGGCUUGGUUUUGGCAAUUGCUGUAGCUAUGGAUCCUAGGUUUAAGAUGAAGCUUGUAGAGUUCAGUUUCCCCAAAAUUUAUGGUGAUGAGGCUGCCCCAACAUGCAUCAGGGUUGUUGAUGAGGGACUCCAUGAGCUAUUUCUUGAAUAUGUGGCUCUCCCUCUGCCCCUAACACCGACUUAUGUGGACGAAGGGAACGCUGGAAGCAUGAAGGGGGAGGAUGGAGGCCUUCUCUCAAGCAACGGACUCUCAGAUUUUGAUGUGUACAUCUUGGAGACAAGUAGCCAACAGAUGAAAUCAGAGUUGGAUCAGUACUUGGAAGAGUCGGUGUUGCCUCGGGUACACGAGUUUGAUUUAUUAGGGUGGUGGAAACUAAACAAGCUUAAAUACCCGACUCUUUCAAAGAUGGCUCGUGAUAUAUUGUCAAUUCCUGUAUCUUCAGUUGCUGUGGAGUCGAUAUAUGAUACGGUGGGGAAAGAGAUGGAUGAGUAUCGGAAUUCGUUGCGACCAGAGACAGUGGAAGCCCUGAUUUGUGCAAAAGAUUGGCUUCAGUACGGAUCGUCACCACCGGAAAUUUCAAAUGCUCUUGUGAAAAUGGAAUUUUAGAAUUCUUCCUCCCUCCCUCUCUCCCUCUCUCCUAGGCUUCUUUUCCUCUUUCUCAUGUUGCAUGAUGUCUAUUAUGGUAGGUAGGGUAGGUAAUUUUCUUGUUAUUUUCUCCUUUCUUUCUUUCUAGAAUUAGAAGUUUCCAUUCCUGGACAAACGCAUCAACCUUCAUUGUCUGUACCAUUGUAAGGGAUUUGUUGAGUGGAUGAUGCCUGGACAAAGACUUGUGCUUCUGUAUUAGUGGUUUAAUCUUGAAAGGCCUUUCGACA